Molecule: messenger RNA, 2554 nt
Organism: Melospiza georgiana
Lineage: Eukaryota; Metazoa; Chordata; Aves; Passeriformes; Passerellidae
Gene: MBLAC2
Product: metallo-beta-lactamase domain containing 2
Exons: 2
Coding region: 51-884 (277 amino acids)
Source: RefSeq, a predicted model, not a curated record
CCGGGGCGCUACGGGGGGGCGGCUGGCGGGCCCACAGCGCCGGCCGGGCCAUGUCGGCGCUGGAGUGGUUCGCGCACAAGCCCCUGGGCGGCGGUAUCUUUUGGAUCCAGGAACGCUUCUACGAGUCGGGCAACCGGGCCAACAUCUGGCUAGUGCGGGGCUCGCAGCGAGACGUGGUGAUCGACGCGGGGCUGGGACUGCGCAGCCUGCCCGACUACCUGCGUGACGCCGGGCUGCUGGCGCCGGCCGAGGGCGCCGGGCCGCGGCCGCUGCUGGCCGUGGCCACCCACGUCCACUUCGACCACUCGGGCGGGCUGCAGCACUUCGAGGAGGUGGCGGUGCACAGCGCCGAGGCGUCGGCGCUGCUCCAAGGCGACAAUUACGAGGCCGUGACGUGGCUGUCAGACCGGGAGGUGGCGCGGCCGCCGCGGCCCGGCUGGAGCGCCCGGCAGUUCCGCGUCCCACCCGUCCGGCCCAGUCGCCUGCUGCACGAGGGGGAUGUGAUCAACCUCGGAGAUCGACAGCUCACUGUCAUGCACAUGCCUGGUCAUUCACGAGGCAGCAUUUGCUUACAUGACAAGGACCGGAAGAUUUUGUUCAGCGGAGAUGUGGUGUAUGACGGAUCUAUGAUCGACUGGCUGCCCUACAGCAGAAUCAGUGACUACAUUGCAAGCUGCCAGCGCCUGAUGGAGUUAGUAGAUAGAGGUCUUGUGGAGAAGGUACUACCUGGGCACUUUAACAUAUUUGGAGCAGAAAGGCUGUAUCGUUUAGCUUCCAACUACAUUUCCCAAGCUGGAAUCUGUCACAAGAUCUCUACGUGUGCUAUGAGAUCCAUUGCAAGCAUAGCACUUCGUGUUGCAAAUUCAAGAAUCACUUCUCAGUGACAGUUAAUUUUGUGUGAUCUGUCACAUGCUGUAAAACCAAAUGGGUUGUAAAAGCAUCAAUAACAAGCAGAAGCAGUAUGUGUUAGCAAAAAGAUGGCCAAUUGAUACAGGUGAGCUUAAAAUAUUCUCCCUGUUUUUUUACUUUAUUCAUAUUUUUAUAAAAACUCUGUAAACUAGUAGCUUUAGCCAAAGCUAUAGUUUUUCUUUCUACUUUUUCAGAGCAUGUUCUUACAUGUAUUGCAAUAUAUUGUUUUAUUGAAAUAUAUUGUUUUAUUUAUUUAAAUUGAAAUAUAUUGUUUUAUUUUUGUUACAACUCUGGCAGAGGGCUAUAUACUAAAAGGAGAUGUUUAACAUUCAUGCUUGAAACCUUGUUGAUAUAGUACUAGACUUGUGAUUAUUCAUCACCUCCUGCUCAGGUUUUGACCUAAAAGAACUCUUGCUAAGAUCUAGUGUGUGGUAGGAGCAGUGCCAUUAGGUCAGAGCAGGAGCAACACCUAUGCAGGAGUGUGUGAGCAGAAAGUGAUAAUUCUGUAGCCAUUGCCACCCGUGGGCAUGGUUAUCUGCUGCACCUCUCACCACUUGAAGCUUUAUCUCUGCAACGUGGCAAUUCUGUAGACCAAACUUUGAAGCUGUAAGUCACAGAUACAUCAGUUUAUCACAAAAGCUUUUGGAGCAGACAGACUGUUGAGGCUUUCAUGUUUCCAGGUGUGGUGCAGGGAACCACUGCACCAGGCAGGAGGGAGCAAGCAGGAGCACUCUCACUCACCAUUGGCUAGGGAACUGUUCUGCUUGUAGGCUUGUGAGUUAGCAAUUAGACAAUUUGUGAACUAGUGAAUUAAUGUGUUACAUUACCCUGUACAAAGUGGACUGAGAUUUUGCUGGAUGUGUUUAUUUUUUUCAGCUUAUAAAAAUAUUUGGAGAGUUUGUUGUUCUGGAAAGCUGAGAGAAGGGAACUGUGACAAACUUAAGGCAUUUGUUUAUGCUAAAGGGUAUUUUUAUGUGACAGUGUUGUAACUUGGUGUUAGGGGAGGGAUUGAGACUUUUCCAUGACCUUGCUAUGGUGAAGGUGCUGCAUGAAGCAGCCAGUACACUUUUUAUCACAAAGUGAAUGUAACUCAAAUGGUUUACUGUUUGCAUCUAAGUAUGUGCUGCACAUGGUUGUUCUGAAAUGUAAAGUGUGUUGCAUUGAGUUUGUUCCAAAAAAUAUGUUGAAUAUAUUGAGAAAUGCUAAAUAGCAUUGCAAUUUGCUUAUGAAAAUUGAAUGUGUGAUAUUUAAAAGCUGCUGAAAUGGUUAGUUUGUGUAAUUAUUCUAACAGUUUGUAUAUAUUUAACUUUUUUAAAUGGACACUGUCAGAAUUUAUUUUUGUACAUAGACAUAUAUGUGUUCCAAAAAAGACUGCAAAUGUUUCUCUCAAAUUUUAGUGCAGUUUAACUUUUCUUUUUUGGCUUUCACUUCAUGCAGAAGGUUUUGCCCCCAUCAUAGCCAGUAGUAAGGGAGCCAGAGGUUUGUGCUCUGUCUAAGGCAUGAGGGAGAGGAAGUUGAUAGCCUUCUAAAUAGAUGCAAAUUCUUGUGGAAAAAACAACAACCUAUUACAAAAUUUAAAAAGCAACUCUGUAUAAAAAUGAUAAAAGCAAGUAUCUUAGGUAAGGCUUUUUCCUUUUCAUAGAUG